AGUGGUUCACUGAUGUCUAAAGGAGCAGAGUCUGAUAGACCCAUUCAUCAGAGGUCUCAAGUGGCUGAUGAGAGAGAUAGUCCUACUGAUCCCAGGUUUCACUCAGAAAAUCACAUGUCUCUCUCAGCUGUAUCCCAUUCCCAUGGCCCUAUUGAACCAGGUGGCUACAGAGCCUUAGAUCGGGAUAUGUCCUACAAUGACUCCCUCAGCAACUCUUCAUACCAGCCAUACCCAACCACACAGCCAUUUAUUCACACAGAUUACAGAAGAUCUCCAGAGAAACCUAUCAAUUCAUUUCCAGAGAGCAAUAGAGCAGGUGUCAUAAGUGCCCUCAAAGGUCUACAAGAUAAAAUACGAAAUCUUGAAGCUGAACGCUCGCAAGCUGAGGAAAAUUUAAAGACAUUAUCUAGUGAGACCUCACGAUUUAAAGAUGUCCUUAAUAGGGACCAGGAACGGAGAAGUGUCAAGCAGACUGAUAUGUCAAAGCAAACGCAAGAGUUGGGCUCCCAAUUAAGUUCAGCUGAGAGUCGCUGUCAGCUGCUGGAGAAACAGCUGGAGUACAUGCGCAAGAUGGUGCAGAGUGCCGAGACUGAUCGCAAUGCAGCCCAACAGCAAACCGCAGCUAUAGAGACACAAAAAAGAGUUACUAAUCUUGCUGAGGAUGAACAGCUACGGAGGCAACUUAAUAAAAUUGUUGAUUUGGAAAGGGAACAUUUAAAAUUAACUGCCACACAAACUCUUGCAGAGAGUAAAAUCAGGGAAUUAGAAGACAAACUUAAGGAAGAAAAACAUCAUAGAAAACUUAUCCAGGAAAAAUCAGCUGAACUCCAAAGUGCUGCAGAAACCAACAGAAUACUUAUAGAUGCUGUCUCUCCUACACUGCCAAGGAAACUAAAGAAGAAGAAAAAGAAAACAAUAUCAUCAAAGGCAUAUAGAAAACAAGAAUGUGAUCCACCCUCGCAUUUUAGAUUAAAUCUUAAAGAAAUCCCAUUUGUGGCAGGUCAGUCAACCUCUAAAAGCCAUAGACUAGGUGCUAAUGUUCAGAAUGUGCUAGCUUUAAUGAAGUCCCACAAUACAGACCUGUGCACUGCUGCAGGACGUACUAUCCCAACAGGCCAUAGUAAGAGAGGCUCUACAACCCCAUCAUCUUCUACAGAAGAAGAUCUCAAUGAUUUGAUGCUUCAAUUACAAGAUGAAUUUGGACAGAUGAGUUUUGAACACCAAGAGACAAUGAGACAGAUCAAUGAGACGGUGAACUACAGAGUACGAGAGGAUCUUGAGAGAGAACUGGAGCAACUGGUGGCUAAGAUGGAAGCUAAGGGAGACCAGAUAAACAGACUCAGGAGGAUGCAGCAAGAGCAUCGCAGUAUAAAAAGCAAAAAACAAUCAAAACAGUCUGGGGGUAGAGCAAAAUCCGCAACUGCGCAUCUGCAUACACCAGAGGGGGGAGAAGUGAAGGUGGUCACUACAGUUCAUACAAAAGGAGCAGCUACUGGUAAUGUGGUUGUACGUCCAUCCUCUGCUGGUGCUAAUGCUAGAGCCUCAUUGGGACUAUUAAAGGACAUGAAAAAAAUGCAAUCAUCUCUUCGAAAGGAUGAUAUAUCCUGGGACAAAUAAUAUCAAAUUAAUUGCCUGAUUAGGCUUAAGUUUUAUCAUAUUUUUAAUUACAUGCAUUCUGUGGAGAAAGAAGUUUAGCAUAUGAUGGUAUUGAGCAUCUAUUAUUCAGGCCUCUUUGAAUGAAAUGUGAAUGAUUGUCUUUCUAGUAUUUACACUCACACUAGGAGUCUUAAAAUCAGAAUAUUGUUUGCAAGCACAUAAAUCCUCAUCCCCAAAAACUCAUCAAGUCAAGAUAAUAAAUAUUAUUAUUAAGAAUAUGGGCAUGAUGAAUUUUUGGCAAUUCUGCAUAUUUUUCUAAAUCAAUAUUGGUGUAAUCAACAAGGUAUCAGUUUGAUGAUGACAGAACUAUGUUGAUUCGAAAUAUAUUGAUAAACAAAAUAUUAAAAAAUUUGGGCGACUGGAGAAUAAACAUAAAAUUAAAUAAGUAAAGUAGAUAAUUGAAUAAUGAAGCAGAAAAAUCCCAUAUAGUUUAUUGUACAAAUAACAAAUAAUAUAAUACCAAAAUACACUGAUGACUAAUUAGUCCCAUUCUAGUUCCUGUUUGAAUUACUGUACAAUACAUGUAGUUGCCUUUCUUCUGAGAAGCUCCGAGUUGUACUUUUUAAAAAUCCAAAAUUACCUUUUAUUUACAAAAUGAAGGAGCACUUAAUGUGUAAUGUCAGCAUUUAAUAUGUAAGUGCUAGGUCAGUAUUUCCAAGUUCAAAAAUAUUGAUAUAUUUACCUUGUCUUAGUUUUAGUACAGAUAUCUGAAUAUAUUGUACAUUUUUGUGUGUGUGCCACAUAAUGAUAUGAAGUGAUUAUGAGUAAUUGAAAUGCAUAUCUCGCAUUGAUAAUAUCUGCAUUAUUGAUCUAUGCACAUAACAUUGACUAGAACGUUUCCUUGGUCAAUGAAUUAACCUUAUAUUUCUUUGAUAUAUGUACAUGUCAUUUAUGUGCUAAUCAUUGCAUUUAUACAUUAAACUAAUUUUAGUGAUGUAGACCUUUGACCUAUCCAUUGAACCUGCGAUUUACAUACUUACAUAUAUUCAUUUGAAUUAAAGAGACAGUUGUUUUAACAUUUAAUCUUUAGUCUUGGUAAGCUAUAUCAUUUCGUUAUUUAUUCAAUAUUUUAUCUAGUUUUAAUUGUAAAUAUUAAUGUUAAUUAUGAACUUGUUUAUACAAUACAUAAUAGUACUUUACUGUACACGUAAAUCUAAA
Owenia fusiformis is the source of this 2814-nucleotide messenger RNA. Lineage: Eukaryota; Metazoa; Annelida; Polychaeta; Sabellida; Oweniidae. The record is from the annotation of a GenBank genome assembly.